Messenger RNA from Sardina pilchardus (European sardine), 5083 nucleotides. RefSeq names its product bromodomain containing 1a (gene brd1a). Gene Ontology annotation, biological process: regulation of transcription by RNA polymerase II. NCBI's taxonomy places the organism in Eukaryota, Metazoa, Chordata, Actinopteri, Clupeiformes, Clupeidae. Gene Ontology annotation, cellular component: MOZ/MORF histone acetyltransferase complex. Gene Ontology annotation, molecular function: protein binding. The transcript is spliced from 13 exons. The coding region runs from base 301 to 3828 and encodes 1175 amino acids. The record is from RefSeq and is a predicted model, not a curated record.
GAGAAGCCCACUGCAGACGAUCGUUAACGUUACAGGAAAGAGGAUACGUAAAAGCAUGAAUGAUAUUCAGAUCAAAAGAAAAUACUGAUGAUGCAUUCGAUUUAAUGAAUCAAAAGAUCGUAGUGGGUACAUGUCUGUAUCCUUUUAUUUUGUCGGUGGGUAGCUGUACUAGCAUUCGUUGGAUGAGAACAUUGUGUACGGACCUUCAGCCGCUUAGCAGGCCAUAUCGCCAUUGCUUGUUAAAGCUGCUGCCAUCUACAUCUAAAAGAAUUGAGUUCUUAAGUUUCUUAAGCUGUCAUAAUGAAGAAGAAAGCUCGGCACCACAAGGCCCCAGCACCCCCGCGGCCUUCCUCUCCAAUCAAACCAUCACCCAACAGAGAAACCCUGACUUAUGCACAAGCACAGCGCAUGGUUGAACUAGAAAUUGAUGGCCGGGUGCAUCGCAUCAGUAUAUAUGACAAGUUGGACAUAAUCACUGAUGACGAUCCAACUGCUCAAGAGAUCUUGGAGUGCACCAGCAACAAGGAAAACAAUGAGAAGCCACAGCAAGUUCUCCUACGGUCUGUUAGGCUAAAAAAUAGCCAGCAGAAGAAAAAUGCUGCUCUGACCAAUGCACAUGGUGGACACAUGCCUGGCAGCACUCUUCCUGAACCCAGAAUUCGCAACGUUGAGUACAACCUGCCAGCAGUGCCACGCAGACCCCCAGCAUACUACAAGUAUGUCGAGAAGACUGCAGAGGAGCUCGAUGAAGAAGUGGAAUAUGACAUGGACGAGGAGGACUAUGCGUGGCUUGAGCUAGUUAACGAGAAGAGAAGGAGCGAGGGGUACAGCCAGGUCUCUCAGAAUGUGUUCGAGUUCUUGGUGGACCGCUUUGAGAAAGAGUCAUUCUUUGAGAACCAAAGUCAAGGGGAUCCUCAGUCCCUCAUUGAUGAAGAUGCUGUAUGCUGCAUCUGCAUGGAUGGGGAGUGUCAGAACAGCAACGCCAUCCUUUUUUGUGACAUGUGCAACCUGGCAGUGCACCAGGAGUGUUAUGGUGUGCCCUAUAUUCCUGAGGGCCAGUGGCUGUGUCGCCACUGCCUUCAGUCUCCCCAUCAGCCUGCAGACUGCAUUCUCUGUCCCAAUAAAGGUGGGGCUGUUAAGAAGACAGAUGAUGACCGUUGGGGACACGUGGUUUGUGCCCUUUGGGUGCCUGAGGUGGGCUUCUCCAACACAGUCUUUAUUGAGCCCAUAGAUGGCGUUGCAAACAUUCCACCAGCCCGCUGGAAACUCACUUGUUAUCUCUGCAAGGAGAAAGGUGUUGGUGCUUGUAUCCAGUGCCACAAAGCUAACUGUUACACUGCAUUCCAUGUAAGCUGCGCACAGAAGGCUGGCCUGUUCAUGAAGAUGGAACCCAUCAAAGAAAUGACAGACGCUGGAACCCCCACCUUCUCUGUGAAGAAGACAGCCUACUGUGAUGCCCACACCCCCAAAGGUUGUGUCCGGAGACCUCUUACUAUCUAUGAUGAUGCCAAAACCAAAAAUGGACUUUGUCAGACAACAGAAAAAAAGUGCAAAAGAACAAGAUUAAAAGGGAAGUCCAAAAAAAAGAAGUGCAAGAAGACUGAGCCAGUGACUGCUGUUCCGAGUGUUUCUGUGCCUAGCUUUCCUCCCCAAAGGUUAAACACAAUCCUCAAUCAGGUUUCUCUUCAGAAGAAGAGGGUAUUUGUCGAGCUGGUCUUGAAUUACUGGACUCUGAAAAGGCAAUCUAGGAAUGGAGUACCUCUAAUAAGACGACUUCAGUCUUGCUUACAGGCACCAAAAACUGUACCACCGAAACACAGUGAGGAGGAGAGCCGGGCCUUAAAAGAUCAGCUCAAGGAGUGGCAUCGGUUGCGGCAUGACCUGGAACGUGCCAGACUACUUUUGGAGCUGAUCCGCAAAAGAGAGAAGCUGAAAAGAGAAGAGAUGAAGAUGCAGCAGAAGGUGUUGGAGGUGCAGCUCAGUCCAUUCAGCAUCCUGCUACGCGCAGUGCUGGAUCAACUCCAGGAGAAAGACCAGGCCAAGGUCUUUGCACAGCCUGUUAGCCUUACUGAAGUUCCUGACUACCUUGAUCAUAUUGAACGCCCCAUGGACUUUUCCACUAUGAGAAAACACAUUGAUGCCCACGUCUACCGCAACUUGGACGAGUUUGAAGCAGACUUCAACCUGAUAAUUGCAAACUGCAUGAAGUACAACGCCAAGGACACGUUCUUCCACCGAGCAGCAGUGCGCCUCCGAGACCACGGUGGAGCACUGCUCAGAAAGACCAGAAGGGAUGUGGUGCGCAUCGGCUUUGAGAUCGACAGUGGCCUUCACCUGCCUGAGCAGCCCAAAGUGGAGCCGUCAUCACCUUUCACGUGGGACGAGGUUGACCGGCUGUUGGUCCCAGCCAACCGCGCGCACAUGUCCCUAGAGGAGCAGCUGCGGGAGCUGCUGGAGAAGCUGGACCUGACCACCGCCAUGAAGUCCAGCCCGUCGCGCAGCAAGCGCCUCAAGCUGCUGAAGAAGACCAUCAAUGACAUCAGGAACGAGAUGAGUCUGAGGAAGACGCUGCCAGCGCCCGCCGAGAAGAAACCCGCCGUCGAGACGGCGUCAUCAGAAGAAGGAGAUAAGUCUCUUCCCCCGAAACUUGAACCCUCAGACGCCUUGCCUUUGCUUACCAACUCGGAGAGCAACUCUGAACCGCCUACCCUGAAACCCAUCGACUCCAGCCCUGACAAGUGCCCCAAGCGGGUCAAGUUUGACCGUGAUAAGGGCAACACCUCAGUGCCCAAGGAGACGCUCAAUGGACACUCGCAAGACCACCUGCUUCUCUCCGACAACGACGUCAGUGUGGUGGCCACCUCGACUCUGGCCGAGCCCUCUGCCCCGGUCAACAGGCGCACGGCGGUGCUCUUUCGCAAGUCCAAGAGCGUGAGCCCUCAGAAGCCUGCCCGAGGCAUGGAGGCCCCCGCUGCCUGUCCACAGCUCGGCACCAAGACCUUCCUGUCUGUGGUCAUCCCCCGCCUGGAGACGCUCCUGCAGCCCAGGAAACGAGCCCGCAGCCCCAGCAGGGACAGUGAGGGUGAGGACGAGUCCCCUGUCAAACGCUUAGACACAGGUCUGUCGAACGGCUUUUCCAUGGAGCAGGAGAAGGAGCUCAGUCCCAGCAGGCAGUUGGAGCCUCGCCGCCGCUGUGCGUCCGAGUCCAGCAUGUCGUCCAGCAGCAGUGUGCAGGGAAGCUCCAGCUCCAUCCUUAGUCUUCCAAAAUGUGGGAAGGGCAAACCAGCACUCGUGCGGAGGAAUACUGUGGAUGACAAAAAUGAAUUAAUCGCUUGCAUUGAGACUGGGAACUUUGCCAAAGCUGCAAGGAUUGCUGCUGAAGUUGGCAACAGCAAUAUUUGGAUGCCCGCUAGUGCUGCAACAGUUGUUCUGGAACCUCUAAAACUAGUUUGGGCAAAAUGUAGCGGAUAUCCUUCCUACCCUGCCUUGAUAAUAGACCCUCACAUGCCACGCGUGGGCUGCCAGCACAACGGCGUGUCCAUUCCAAUGCCCCCAAUGGACGUGCUAAGGGUCGGAGAGCAGAUGCAGUACAAGGCCGAAGAGAAACUCUUCCUCGUCCUCUUCUUCGACAACAAACGCAGCUGGCAAUGGCUUCCUAGAUCCAAGAUGGUUCCGCUGGGUAUGGACAAGACCAUCGACAAGAUCAAAAUGAUGGAAGGUCGUACGUCUGCGGUCCGGAAAGCCGUGCAGGUUGCGUUCAGCCGGGCCAUGAACCACUUGAGCAGGGUGCAGGACGAGCCUGUCAGUGACCUCAGUGACGUUGACUAGCACACAUUGACAUCGGUACUGACUGCAGAAGGACCUUUUCCUGCGUCUAGGUCAUGCUGGUGUUUACACGACGGUUCUCAGAUGGCCUGCUAUGGGCCAUGGAUGGCCUUCUCUCCCUUCGUCCCUCUAACCUCACUGUGGUCGCGUGCCCCUGGCCUCGCCGUUCUUCCAGUUGCUGCUUACUGAAUGUGUCAGUUCCUCCAUCUCCAUAACUGUGCUGUGAGGCUGCUACAAUCUUCACUGCCAAGGCCAUCAUUGUUUUGUCCACUCAUUCACUUCAUCUCCACUUGUGGUGAGAAGAAAAGAAAAAAUCAUAUUUAACAGACUCUGUAAAUAACUGUACAACAGUUGGACACUAACUUAUUGUGUAGAAAAAGAAUUGGUACUGUACAUGACUAUUUGUAGUAUUUAUACUUUUGGUGAAUUAUGACUUCUGUUCCACGGUGCACUCCUAGCCGUUGCUGUGAAUGUCAAGCCCAAGCUGAGAAACAGUGCUGAGAUUAUGGCUUGAACAUGUUUGGAAAGUAUUUUUUUCCCUUUGUCUUUACUUUUAAUAUCUUAUAUUGGUUUUAAGUUAUUGAAGUUUAUACACAUAAGCUUCCCUUUGGCAUUAAUGUUUUUGUAAUGCAGAAUGUUUUUACAAGUUUUAGUAUAUUUUGUUCGUACAUAUUUAUAUAACUAAAUAUAUAUCUGUAUUCUUUGGACGCUCACUUCGGAAAGUCUUUGGUUGUUAGAGAAAUGAAAAGUGCAUUGAAACCAAAAGAAAAAAUGGUCAAAAAAGAAGAAAUCUUGCUGCCCAGAUUCCUUUUUUCCAUGCUUUUUUUUCAUAAAGAAUUUGUGUGGUGUGAGUGACAUUGCUUAUUUGUAUACGGUCUUUUUAAAUAAUGCGUUGAUUUAGUUGUAUUAUGGGACCUUCAAAAUAGAUGUUGGAAGACGUGCCUGUGUUAUUUAUUGUCAAGUAAAGUAUUUGCAUUACUUUAUAUGAAAAAGAAAGUGUCAGAAUUUGAUAGGGAAUAAGGCACAUUUUGGGUGGACAUUUUCAGUUGCCUUUUUUUUAUUAACAGUAUCUGGUAAAUUUGACGGUUUGGCUGUAGACUUUUCAUUUCAUUCAAUUAGUUGUGUUCUGGGUAGCAGUGGGUAGUCUUUUUUUUUUACAUCAUGUCUUUAGACUUUUUUUUAUAUUUGAAUGAGUGCUGGGAUUUUUUUGUCUUUUUUAUAGAUUCACUGAAAAUAAAAGACGGGGAUAUAAACCUGA